Messenger RNA from Pochonia chlamydosporia 170, 930 nucleotides. Its product is annotated as NmrA family transcriptional regulator. The transcript has a single exon. Bases 1 to 930 code for a protein of 309 amino acids. NCBI's taxonomy places the organism in Eukaryota, Fungi, Ascomycota, Sordariomycetes, Hypocreales, Clavicipitaceae. The record is from RefSeq and is a predicted model, not a curated record.
AUGUCCAAACUUUUAGUCGUCUUUGGUGCCACAGGCAACCAAGGCGGAUCGGUCAUCAACUCAGUCAUCAACGACGCCACUCUUCGUGAUGAAUACAAAAUCCGAGCAGUCACCCGCGAUACAUCCACUCCCGCAGCGCAGCAUCUCCAACAAAAACCCGUCGAAGUAGUCAAAGGCGACGCGGACAACACAUCCUCUGUAGAGAAAGCCCUCCAAGGUGCCCACACAGUAUUCUUCCUGACCACCACCAUCUACGAUGACAAGCUAGAAGAACGUGAACUUUCACAAGGGCGACGCAUUGCCGAUGCCGCUGUGAAAGUCGGCGCAAAGUAUCUCAUCUUCAGCACACUGCCAUGCAUCAACGACAACUCAGGAGGCAAGUACAACAAGGGCGGGCAUUUUGACUGCAAAGCCAAGGUGGAAGAGUACAUACGAACGCUGCCUAUCAAAAGUGCCUUCUUUGCACCGGGUUCGUUUAUGCAGAACUUCGCAACAAACAUGCGGCCCAAUGGUACCGACGACGGCACGUACGUGCUUGCUACGGUGGCUUCUCCUGCUACCAAGCUGCCGCUUAUCGAUAUCACGGACACGGGGAAGUAUGUAUCUGCAAUUUUGGCUGAUCCAGAUGCCUUUGAGGGCCAGGUGCUCUGCGCGGCUACAAGGCUGUAUACGAUGGAGGAGAUUGUUGGGAUUAUCAGCGGGAGUACUGGCAAGACUGUUGCUUACAGACAACUCCCGGAAGAUGUGUUUCGGAAGUUCUUGCCUCCUAGUAUGGGGGAUUAUCUUGUACAUAUGCUAUUGUAUAUACAGGAUUUCGGAUACUAUGGUGAAGGGACGGAGGAGAAGGUGGCGUGGGCGGCGGGAAAGGCUAGGGGGAAGCUGCAUAGCUUGGAAGACUAUCUUGCGGGAAAUCCACUAGAUUUGAAUUAG